AUGCCACCCAGAGUCAGAGCAGCCUUGCGUUCUGCGGGAAGUGGUAGGAGAGGCGCGACCGGAAGCCCUACGAUACCAGUUAAUGAGACCGCUGAUGAUACCGUUGAUGAUACCGUUGAUGAUACCGCUGAUGAUACCGUUGAUGAUACCGUUGAUGAUACCGCUGAUGAUACCGCUGAUGAUACUUAUAAUAUUGCCGCUAAUACUACGAUACCCUUAAAUGCCGAAUUAACAA
Messenger RNA from Perkinsus marinus ATCC 50983, 235 nucleotides. RefSeq lists its product as hypothetical. NCBI's taxonomy places the organism in Eukaryota, Perkinsozoa, Perkinsida, Perkinsidae. The transcript has a single exon. The record is from RefSeq and is a predicted model, not a curated record. The annotation marks the transcript as partial.